AUGUCUAGAGGUAAUACAUCAUCAAUGAAUUCUCAGGAUAUCUUAUUUCAAUUGACUAAUGUGGGAUCCUCCCCGGUGCCUAAACUGGAUACAGGAUCCACUUCAGGGUCCAAUACCUCAUCGCCAAGAAGAUGGACAGAGCUUUUUUCUAAGAAGAGAGUGAAGACGCCUUCAGUUGGUACUCCAUCGACUGCAUCAUCCAUGAUAUCUUCCUUCUAUGAUAGUUCUCCCAUAAGACCAGUGUCAAAACAGCAUCCUAAGCACCUCCUGGUAGAUCCGAUCAUGCCGCCUCCACCCAUAAUGCUCUCUCCCAUUGGACAUGAGACCUUAGGAAAGAAGCCCACUCGAAAAAAUGGUAAUAAGUCUUGGAAAAAUGAGAGAUGUUGCAUAUGCGGAGAUCUUUGUUCGUUCAAGGGUUCUAAUGAGAAGGUAAUCCCUUUGGAGUGUAACCAUAUGUGUCAUGAAGAUUGUUUAAUGGUGAGUUUACGACCUCUUCCUCAUAAAUCAAACCUGUAUGAUGCCUUGCCGAAAUGCGACAUCUGUAGUAUGUCAUGCAUACCGGGACAGGAAGAUAUGCGACAGAAGGUAAGGUCACACUUGUUAACCUUACCUGAUGACGGUGAAAGUGUUGGACUCGAACCGUAUAAUCCUCAAGAAAACUACGAGCGGAUAAAAUUGUGCGAUGCAGACCUCUUACCCAAGCACUCAGGUAAUGAUGAAACGUUUCCACAUUUGCAGACUACUAGAACAACUGCAAGAAAUAACGAUAUCAGGUUAUCUUUUGCAUUUUCUUUGAAACCAGGGAAAACGGUUACUCCAUCUCUUCGAGAUUCCAUCCGUUUGCAUAGGAGUCGCAGUAUAAAAAGAAGAUCCAACUUCAGAGGAAGUACGGUUUCUGGCUUGUCGUCCAUCGUAUCAUCUUCCUCGAAAGAUGACUGUCAACUGCCUUCUUUGCACGUUCAAAGGCAGUAUUUCAUUCAAGCGUUUUUGAAUAGUUUUAGCGAAGUCAAGCCUUGGGAAAUUGAUGCUAAAUAUGGACUCUUACGAUUGAUAGAUAAUUUUUUGAUAUCAUUAGAUGGCAUAAAUUUCCAACACCAGGUUUGCUACCUAUUUUCGGAAUAUUUACUAGUAUGUCGACCAUCUCCUGCUACUUCGGCAAAUGUUCUUCAAUUCUCGAGCUACCGUUGUUUCCAAUUGAAUAAUCCUCCUGAACUAGAUUUAUUAGAUGCAACUACUCUUGAAUCAAAAUCUCGUUCUGGGGAAAGAAUUCUUAUUAAACCUUAUGGGUUGGAUACAAAAGCUUUAGAAAAAUGGAUAACAGCUCUAUUUGAUCUUACUUUGCCGUUCGGAAAUUAUGAUUUCACUUCGAUCAAGGUUCCCGAAUUUGUGGCUUGCAUUCCUAGCACCAAUGAUACAGGUACAAUCAUUGUCAGACGACAGAGUACCUUAAAUGAAACCCUUAUCCCUAAAACAAUUCGAGAUUCAUCCGUGUUAACCUCAAUAUCAUCCAUUUUGUCCAUCAAAAGAGCAACACCAAAUGAAUUAAAUUUGGUGUUGCAAUUAGAUAAAAGAAAGACUAAUGAAGAUAAUAUCGUCUCGAUCAAGAACGUCAUUUUAGCUUUGACUUGGAAGUUUUCUACUUUUAACUGCUGUAUUGUUGAUGUUGAAGGAAUGGUCAUCAAUUGCGGAACUGCUAACGAUGUUCUCAAUUCGUUGGCUGGUCCGAUAAAAAGUAAUGGUAAUCAACCAUUCUCUCCAGAUCUUUUACACCAAUUAUGGUAUCGGCAAAAACAGAAAAUAUGCAAAAAUGUUGGGGUUGUUGUUUUAUCAAACUCAUCCAUGGAGAAUGGUAAAUCAUGUCUUUUUAGCGAUUAUCGAAUAUUCGCUGAUGCAGGCAAACGGCAUCCAAAUGAAUUAAAAAUAAAAGUAGGCUUUCUGAAUGUAGAUUAUAGUGAUAAUAUCAAAGAACUCGUUGAAAUUCAGGACUGGAACGAAUUGCUUGAAGCUGUUGCCUAUAGUUUUAAUUUGAGCUUUGAUGAUGAUUUAGAUAGUAGUGACUGUGUCAGUACCUCCUCUAGUGAUUUUGAAGUGGAUUCAGUUCCAGAUAAGAAUAGAACAUUCCGGCUUUCAUCACCUAUAUCCUGGGAAAAUCACGUACAGGCUGACUUGACAGGAUCUAUGAAUGGUAUUAGUGAAUCUAUUGAAGACCGGCAAUCAAAUCAUAUGUACGACUAUUUAUAA
This is a messenger RNA of Kluyveromyces lactis, 2241 nucleotides long. It is a transcript of the gene STE5, whose product is annotated as Ste5p. The transcript has a single exon. Lineage: Eukaryota; Fungi; Ascomycota; Saccharomycetes; Saccharomycetales; Saccharomycetaceae. The record is from RefSeq and is a predicted model, not a curated record. The coding region runs from base 1 to 2241 and encodes 746 amino acids.